AGUUUUCAGAAUUAAGAAUGAUGGCAAAGCCUUGCUUAAAUUCUGCUCAAUUAAAUCAAAACAUUAAUCAUCACAUGUAUCAAAAAGGUUGCUUCUCUGAAAACUGUAAGGAGGGUAAAGUUCGUGAAGAAUCAAUUCCUGAUGAUAACUAUUCACAAUUAAUAAAUCAUGAUGAUGAUUAUAAAGGACGUGAACAGGGUGGAUCUAAUUUGAAUGCAUUUAUGAGUUGUGUGUGUGUUGUAGCAGGAGCAGGAACACUGGGCAUUCCAUAUGCUAUACAACAAGGUGGAUGGAUUACAAUUAUAUUUUUAAUUUUAGCAGCUGUAAUGGCAACUUAUGCAAAUAUAAAAUUGAUUGAAUGUUUAUACUACGAUGGGAAUCGUCGUAGGACUUCAAUGUCCGAAUUAGCAUAUGAUGCAUUUGGCAGGAGUGGUUCGGCGAUAGUUGGGUUUUUAUUUAAUUGCAUAAGUGUUGGCUGUCCGAUACUGUAUUUGAUAUUGAUUGGCGAUAAUUUACAAAUGAUAUUUUCAAAGAUUGAUUUUGGGAUGAAAAACUGGAUUUAUUUAGUGGCAAGUAUUAUGUGUAUUCCAUACAUACUAUUAAAAACUAUGAAAGAUGUUAAAUUGUUGAGCCUUUUUGGAGUGUUAACGGUUGUAUUGAUGGUAUUCGUCGUUAUGAUAAUGUCUAUAAUUGAUUAUCCAAAUAAUAAAGAUAAUCCGCAUGACAUAAUUUUCGUGAGAAAAUUACCAAUUUCGCUUGCAACUGUCAGUUUUAGUUAUGGCGGAAAUAUUGUUUAUCCAUAUGUCGAAGAAAGCAUGAGAAAACCACGAAAUUGGCCAAAAGUAGUUUCAUUUGUAAUGUUUACAAUUACAAUAUUAUAUCUAAUAAUUGGAUUUUUUGGUUAUUUUACUUAUGGAAAUGAUGCAAAAUCACCAAUCUAUUUAAAUUUACCUGAUGGAAUACUGGUUAAGGCUGUGAUAAUAUUAAUUACACUGCAUGUAACAUUUGCAUUACCGAUUUAUCAGACAGUAUUCUCAUUGGAAUUAGAAAAUUAUUAUGGUAUUAACGAGAAUAAAUUGGGCAAACUACGUGAAUUCAUUUAUCGGACAUUGUUACGACUUGUAACUGUUAUUGCGGAAGUCUAUAUUGCUGUGUCAAUACCUUUUUUUGCUGAUAUUAUGUCAUUAUUAGGUGCAUUGGCAAAUGGUUCGUUGGUGGUUGUUAUCCCAUUGUUGUUAUGGUUAAAGCUUGUUGGAUGGAGUAAAUUGGAAAAUAAUAAUUGGGAAAAAGUUUGGAUAAUUUUUACUUUAAUGUUUUCUAUAACAAUUGCUACAAUUGGAAAAAUGAUUAGUUCAUAA
Entrophospora candida is the source of this 1358-nucleotide messenger RNA. The record is from the annotation of a GenBank genome assembly. NCBI's taxonomy places the organism in Eukaryota, Fungi, Glomeromycota, Glomeromycetes, Entrophosporales, Entrophosporaceae.